UCCACCCAGAAGUGGGAGCCAAGUCUGUCAGACCUCCGCAGCCCGUCGCCGCGGCAGCAUGAGCGUGCGCGGCCCAGCCCUCGGCCUCCUCCUGCUGCUGUUCUGCCCGGCGCAGGUAUUUUCACAAUCCUGCAUUUGGUAUGGGGAGUGUGGAAUCGCAUCUGGAGAUAAGAGAUACAACUGCAGAUAUUCUGGGCCACCAAAUCCAUUGCCACAUAAUGGCUAUGACCUAGUGCAGGAGCUCUGUCCAGGGUUCUUCUUUGGCGAAGUCAGGCUUUGCUGUGAUGUCCAGCAGCUUCACACACUGAAAGACAACCUGCAGCUGCCUCUGCAGUUUCUGUCCAGAUGUCCAUCCUGUUUUUAUAACCUAGUGAACCUGUUUUGUGAGCUGACAUGUAGCCCUCGACAAAGUCAGUUUCUGAAUGUUACAGUGGCUGAAGAUUAUGUUGAUCCUACUACGAAUGAGACGAGAACAAAUGUAAAAGAAUUACAGUACUAUGUUGGAGAGCGUUUUGCCAAUGGUAAGUAAACUUUUAAAUUAUCCCUCUUUUAGAUUUGAUAUCAGGACAGUGGAUCAAGUUGUCCUGUCAGCUCUGUGAAAAAGGACAGUUCUCAGUUCCGUUAGCACUGAAAUGCCAGUGGAAAUGUGAGUUGUUGCUUUGCUUGUCUUCUGGGACUUGAGCUACAACCUAUGAAACGAUCUCCUUAAAGUAUUUGCUUUAACUCCUUCCUAACUGUAAGUUCCCUCAUGGA
This is a messenger RNA of Capra hircus (goat), 753 nucleotides long. Its product is annotated as Niemann-Pick C1 protein-like. Lineage: Eukaryota; Metazoa; Chordata; Mammalia; Artiodactyla; Bovidae. The record is from RefSeq and is a predicted model, not a curated record. The coding region runs from base 59 to 529 and encodes 156 amino acids. The transcript has 4 exons.